AUGCAGCGGAGUUUCUCUAUUGAAUUGCCUUCACUGGUUCCUCUGCAACUUCCAUCUCGUAUGGAGACUCACCUAUGGUAUAUUCUACCAGAUGAAGUGAAAAAUACAUCUCUUCUAAAACACUACUCUCAACUUUUGUCACCGUCCGAGAAAGAUAAAGUUGUUCGGAUGCGAGGCAAUGUGCUUAAGAAGAAUGCUUUGCUUGCCCGCACCUUGGUUCGGACUACCAUUGCGAGAUAUCAGACAAACAAUGCGGUCGAUCCUCGGUCCUUGAUGUUCAAGAAGAAUAUGUAUGGGAAGCCUGAGGUAGAUUGGCAGAAUCAUAAGAACUGUAAUAACCCACCAUUGCAUUUCAACCUUUCCCACACAGAUUCAUUAAUUGCUUGCGGGGUGACAGUACAUGUUCCGGUUGGUAUUGAUGUUGAAGACAAGGAAAGGAAGAUAAAACAUGAUGUCUUAGCAUUUGCAAAAAGAUUUUACUCUACUGAUGAAGUGAACUUUUUAUCAACUAUACCAGACCCAGAAGUUCAGCGAACGGAAUUUAUUAAGUUAUGGAUUCUUAAGGAGGCAUAUGUGAAAGCAUUAGGAAAAGGCUUCUCUGCUACACCUUUUAAUACCUUCACAAUUCAGUCGAAGGCUGGAACAGAAGGAGGCUAUAAUCUUCGCGAGACAUCUGAAAUGGCAGUCAAUUCACUGGAGGAGACAAAGAAAUGCAACGGAGAAUGGAAGUUUGCCCUUUUGGAGUUGGCUGAUUCUCAUUAUGCUGCAAUCUGUAUUGAAGAUGAUCAAGCUAGUGAAGAAUCUCCUAUGAGGGUGAUUGUCCGGAAAACCAUCCCUUUUGUAGAAGAUGAACUUAUUUCUGAAAGCAAACUUCUGUAG
Arabis nemorensis is the source of this 879-nucleotide messenger RNA. NCBI's taxonomy places the organism in Eukaryota, Viridiplantae, Streptophyta, Magnoliopsida, Brassicales, Brassicaceae. The record is from the annotation of a GenBank genome assembly.